AUGACUGUCAUGCUUGAACCAAAUAUUCCAAGAACAGAAGACAAGAUUCAAGAGGAUCUUCUAAAUUCACCUGGACAAUCACCAUUUAACCAUACGAAUUUAAAUCAUCUUGAUAAAUAUCACAAAUAUAAACCCUUAAAAAUGUCGAAUACCAUUAUUGCUGAUAGGAAGCUAUUUAAUCAAUUCGACAAAUUAAUAGAAUUGCGGCAAAACAUGAAUGAUAAGCAAAAUAUUCUUGCUGAUUACGUUGACGUUCAUAUGGAUAUGUGCCAAUUAUUAAUGAAAAGAUUUAAGAGCAGUAUUCAAUAUGACUUCACAAAUAAAUUCAAAAAUCUCAAAGAAUGCUUAUCGGAAAUUACAUUGCCAUGUAAAAAAACUGCUGUAGGUCCGUCGAUUCGAUCGCAACUCGGUGUUAUAUUACCAAUAGAAGAAAUCGAAGAUUUUUUAGAAUUUAAUAAUACCUUAAAUGAUCCAGAUAAACGAAAUUUGCUGAAAAGCUUUUUUGAAACCAUAACAAGUGGUUCAAAUUCUUAUGACAAAGAUAUCAAGAAAAUUUUAAAAGAACUAAUGAAAAAAAAAGUGCAACAGAAAUAUAGUGGAGCUGGGCGUGUAACGAAAAGAAAUAUACCGAAAUUGAGUUAUAGUAAAACAAAUGUUUAUCAAAUAAUGACCGAUUUCAUAGAAACAAAAUACUCUGAAUCGAAAAGAGAAUUAAAAAUUCUUUCAGUAACUAGUAAAUUUUUGGCCGAAAGUGGAGAUAGGGAAGGAGGUCGGGCACGAAGAUUGCAAGAUCGAAUCCCUUAAGUGAUUUAUUUUUUAUGUACUUUCCUUAUCACUAUA
Chelonus insularis is the source of this 840-nucleotide messenger RNA. RefSeq lists its product as uncharacterized. Bases 1 to 804 code for a protein of 267 amino acids. NCBI's taxonomy places the organism in Eukaryota, Metazoa, Arthropoda, Insecta, Hymenoptera, Braconidae. The transcript is spliced from 5 exons. The record is from RefSeq and is a predicted model, not a curated record.